AUGAAUAGAGUAGACAAAAAAACAGAGAGUAAGAGUCACAACAAAGCACUGGGGCCACGUCGCGGAAAGCCCAAAAGCAAAAGCAAAACAAUAUUAACAACAAUAACAACAACAACAGAGAGAGAGAGAGAGAGGGGCAUUAUUGGGGGAGGAGAGGGAAAAAUCUUAAUAGCCACCACAACGUUACACCAACUCAGUGCUGACGUGCUCACGGAAGUGCCAACUCACUCUCUCAAGCCCAGUCACCAUAUCGGACACGUCACUCUGCGGCUGACGUGGAGGAUCCGCAAUCGCUUGCGCGGGAAGCACCCGUUCACACAGGCAGUUUGCGCGAGCGGCGGAGGAGGAGGUGGGGGGAGGGAGGGAGGAGGAUCUUAUCUUUGUUUGUUUGCUCUCCAUCGCCGAUCUUCGCUUCUCUUCGUCUUCUUCUUCUUCCUCUUCUUCAUCUGUGAUGUUGCUACUGCCUGCGUUUUCGUCGUCGUCGUCAUCGUCAUCGUCAUCACUUUUUCUGGGACCUGCUGGUGCCAUCAUGCGUCAUGUGGGCUUGUGGCACCCUCGGCACCACCAUCACCGUCAUCACUUGCCUGCACCGCUUCUCCCUGCCGCAUCUCCUCCUCCAUCGCCCACUCUCUUACCCCCCUCACCACCCCGCGGUCGCCAUCCCCGGUGUCGUCUCUGAUUUUCGAGAUUUGCACAUGGAUUCCAGACCUUGGGAUAGAAGUAAUCGGGACUGACCCACCAGUCGCAUUCAAUCAAAUGCAGGCGUGGCAUAGGUUCCCUGCCCGCAUCUCACAUAAUAAGCUCCAGUCUUUGACGUCAUUUCAGCAGUUUAGAACUUCUGUGGAAGCUGUAUGUGCCAGCGGUGGGACAUGCCAAGAUAGUCAUGGCUUAGACAACGUAGCAAGGGUUCAUAUCUCGCCUUCACCGAGGACGAGGAUGUCGAGAGACUCACCGCAUGCCCCGGAUGUGGCAACACACUGUGUGAUGUCUGGGGGAGAUAAAUCUGCGGCGGCUGUUGCUGCUGCUUCGUCGAUCCCGCAAGCAGAGCUCUGUGCCACAAACGCUGAGUGCGUGACGGUUGCUGAGUUAGGGUCAGCGGAGGGUCUUGCAAAAUGGCUAGAGGAAAGGAUUGGUGUUGAGAAGCCAUCCGUCAGUUCCUGGGGUGUCGAUUCAGGGACCAAACGGAUUGGGAACCUGUGGACUGAGUUGGUUGAUGGAGAGAUCUCUCUGGAAGACUCGAAGCCGCCGAAGAGGACGGUGCAUGUGGCAGUCGUGAAGAUUCGUAAUGAAGCUGGAAUGUUUUUGAUUGAGUCUAGUCAGGAAAUGGAUGAUGGGCGAAUGAAGUCUAGGAAUAGGCCACUAUCUGAAAAAAUGCGUCCCGGUGAGAACGUGGAGGACGCAUGUAGAAGAGGUGUGUUUGAAGAGCUUGGACCUGAAAUGGGAGCUCGUGAUCGGGUGGAGAUGAUCCUUGAAACGUAUCAACGGGAAGAGGAAGAGCGAGAUUCAUUUUCAUAUCCUGGAUUGUUGACUCGGUAUGUCCUACACUCUAUGGUGGCUUCAGUGCGAGGCCUUCCCAGCUCUGAGUUUUGCACGGAAGAGAAUGAGGGGAAACGUUACGAUGCCACUUCUAGAAACGAACCUGCAAAGCAUUUGGGUUCUUCAAACGAAGCACCAACAAAUGUAUCGACAAAUGGAUCAACAAAUGGAGCACCAACAUUCUCAGGAAACGGGCAUGCGAGUGGAAUUCGCUGUGCGAUAGGAGUGAAGAAACAUUAUUGGAAAUGGGUGACUGAUGUUGAACUAGACGAAAUUAUGAAGAAAUAGGAUCUUACUUCGAGGAAGGAGCUUCUUUUCUGGCAGCGACUUCCGAUUGUUUUCCAAGAAUGUGGGAGGACUAAUAAUGAACCCUAAUUUGAGGUCAGGAAUGAAGGAUUUUGAAGCGUGUUUGAAGAGGCGAGUUCCGCGACGAAUUAGGCAAGGCUCUUCUUGUGGUGCUCAUGGGCGCAUUUAGGCAACGUUUGAAUCCCAACUUCACAUCGUUUUCGCAUAGGAAUAAGUAAAGAGUAGAGCUGCGCAUUCAUGGGAGCUGUGCAGUCCGAUUAGACACUGUUUUGGAACUUGGAGUAUUACGUGUGAUUAAUAUGUAGAAUUGAGACGGUUCUCUGCAUUUUUUUGCGUAGUUUUUGCUGUGGUAUAUGUGUGUAUAGAGUUGUCAGAAACGUUGCGUUGUUUACAGUUCUAUCUCGAUACACAAAACGAAAUGCUUGCAAAAGCAUUUUAUGUGUAGUGAAUCCAAUGAAACCAGUCAAAAGGAGUCACCAUUCAACUCUUUUUCUCUCUUU
This is a messenger RNA of Physcomitrium patens, 2342 nucleotides long. RefSeq lists its product as uncharacterized. The record is from RefSeq and is a predicted model, not a curated record. NCBI's taxonomy places the organism in Eukaryota, Viridiplantae, Streptophyta, Bryopsida, Funariales, Funariaceae.